ACUCUCUCCACUCGGUAGUAUAAUAGCAGAAGUGACUCCGGCAGUGAGAUCAUAUCAGACAGACGGCUUGUAACAAUCUUAAAGAACAAUUACAGGACAAUCUCUCGGAAUCUAUUCAUUGACUGAAGAAAACUUGGAUCUACAUUUCUACCUUUGCACAUAUAUUUAAACUUGAUUUAAAGUCAUCAUGUCUCAGCAGCAGAUCAGCCUCCCCGCCAAGCUCAUUAACGGCGGUAUAGCGGGCAUUGUUGGCGUAACCUGUGUCUUCCCUAUUGACUUGGCCAAGACCAGGUUACAGAAUCAGAGACACGGCCAGCAGGUCUACAAGAGCAUGAUGGACUGCCUUGUGAAGACAGUCCGAUCAGAGGGCUACUUUGGAAUGUACAGAGGUGCUGCUGUUAAUUUGACCCUGGUCACCCCAGAGAAGGCAAUCAAGCUUGCUGCUAACGACUUCUUCAGGCAACACCUUGCUAAGAAUGGAAAGGGACUGACAGUGUUCAAAGAGAUGCUGGCAGGUUGUGGUGCAGGCAUGUGCCAGGUCAUUGUAACCACCCCAAUGGAAAUGCUCAAGAUACAGUUACAAGAUGCAGGCAGACUUGCGGCCCAGAAGCAAAAACCAGUCAUGAUGUCUCCCACGAAGCUGGUGGUCACCAACACCAUGCUCAGUCGCUCAUAUAUCUCUGGCACGGUGGUCUCAGCACCACGAGCUGUGUCAGCCACUCAGAUAGCUAAAGAACUACUCCACACACAGGGCAUCCAGGGGCUCUACAAAGGUCUAGGAGCAACACUGAUGAGGGAUGUUCCUUUUUCUAUACUGUACUUCCCCUUGUUUGCAAACCUGAACCUCCUCGGCAAACCGAGUCCUGAGGAAGCAUCUCCCUUCUAUUGGGCUUUCCUCUCAGGCUGUGUGGCCGGAUCUACUGCUGCUGUGGCUGUUAACCCCUGUGAUGUGGUGAAGACCAGACUGCAGUCAAUGAACAAAGGGUCCACUGAGGAAAGUUACAAUGGAAUCCUGGAUUGUGUGAGUAAAAUCAUGAGGAAGGAGGGACCCUCUGCCUUCCUGAAGGGUGCCGGCUGUCGAGCUCUCGUCAUAGCUCCUCUGUUCGGCAUUGCACAGGUUAUGUACUUUGUUGGCAUUGGCGAGUACAUCAUUGACAACUCGCCUCUAAGGCUCCUGUCGCCGUGAUCAUCAACGCUUUAUCUGGAUAUGAGCAGGACCUCUUAAGAGCGAAGGUGGUUGGAAAAACUGGCAGCUACAUACACCAGUUUACAGCAAACAAAUAUAGUCUUGUCUGAUGAGGUCAGAAAGGCUUCAGGGUGUGAAGACCUACAGUUUCAUCUCUGUACGGUCCGACAGUUGUGUUGCACUUGAAAACUUUGUGACUUAUCCAGUAGGCCGUGGCCCACGUUUGCACUUUAAGCGGUUUAAGACUUAAUGAGAUGUGGGGUCCAGAGUUGCAGUUUUAUUCUUUCUCUAUCCCUGAAACAGCCCUGCUGUGUUUCCCUCUGUGAGGGAGGGGAGCUCACUCCAUCAAAGACAGACCUUAAUCUGUGAUUACAUCAUUUUUUUUAAAUGUGAAUGCUAGUUUAUUUUCAGAUUGCUGAAAUACAGCAGCUUGCAGUACUCUUGUUAGUAAGUUUUUUUCUUCUUUGCCUUACAUUUAUGUGACUUCACAUGGGGGACACUCCUGGCAACAUUACAGCAAUAACUUAGUAUACAUAUUAAAUCUGACUGACCAUGAACCUUCGUACUGAUUAGGGACCACAUACAUUUGCCAAACCAUCAGCAGUGUCAGCAAUGCUCCAGCAGAUACUUGAUAUUAACUCUACAGUUGUUAACUGGUCUGUGAACUUCAGUCUGUGUGUGUUGUGAUCUGCAAAGACUGAAUAUGCAUUCAUGCUCAUUAUACAUUUAUAUAUAAACUUAUGCACGACCUCUGUUUAGCCAUAAACAGACAACAAAAAUAUUCUUGGUUUAUUCCUUCAGAAGAGCAGAUUGACAUUUGUCUUUGGCAUUGUGCCCACAAAGCAUUAUUACUGUGACUGAACAUGUGAAAGAUAACUGUUACAAAACGUUGUAUUUGUCAUGGCUUUUUGUACACACGAUAUAUAUAUAUAUAUAUAUAUGUAUAUGCAUUAAAAACUUGCAGAAAGUUAA
Messenger RNA from Labrus bergylta (ballan wrasse), 2158 nucleotides. It is a transcript of the gene slc25a55a, whose product is annotated as solute carrier family 25 member 55a. The record is from RefSeq and is a predicted model, not a curated record. Gene Ontology annotation, molecular function: L-glutamate transmembrane transporter activity; L-aspartate transmembrane transporter activity. Lineage: Eukaryota; Metazoa; Chordata; Actinopteri; Labriformes; Labridae. Gene Ontology annotation, biological process: aspartate transmembrane transport; L-glutamate transmembrane transport; malate-aspartate shuttle.